Podarcis raffonei (Aeolian wall lizard) is the source of this 4344-nucleotide messenger RNA. Its product is annotated as zinc finger protein 345-like. Gene Ontology annotation, biological process: regulation of DNA-templated transcription. Bases 424 to 2706 code for a protein of 760 amino acids. The transcript has 5 exons. The record is from RefSeq and is a predicted model, not a curated record. NCBI's taxonomy places the organism in Eukaryota, Metazoa, Chordata, Lepidosauria, Squamata, Lacertidae.
GGAGAAGUACAGUAAUACCUCUGCUUACAAACCGUCCUCCUUGCAAACGCUUUAGCUUCUCUCUCUAUUCAUAAAACUCUGUAUGUAGGGCAUUUCCCCUCCCUAAUUCUUUAUUUGUUUGACUAAACUGCGGGAGGCAGUGGAUGACAGGAGUGCCUGGCGUGCUCUGGUCCAGGGGGUCACAAAGAGGCGGACACGACUAAACGACUACACAACAACAACAGGGUCGGUGGCAAUCCAGCCCUGGUUCCUAGGAAGACUCAUCCAUGCUUCCUCAGGGAACAUUCUUCUUCUCUUGGCUGUGUAUUGAUCUUACAAUAGAAUAGUGUGUUUGAUUCGUAGGAUUUGCUGCACCUUCCAUUAGAACUUGGCAGAGGACCAAGGGGCUCCUUCCAAUCUCUUGGAGACCUCCAGAGAGCCCAGAUGGAUGAGCAAGACUCAGCUGGCCCUGAAGCAGGAAGAGGCCAUGCCAUAGAAACUGAGAGCAAUGGGGGAUUCCAUGAAGACGCCGUGCAGAAGAUCCUGGGUGAGGAGGACACCCCUUGCUCAGAGGUGCAGAGCCAGCAGCUCAGGCAGUUCUGCUACCAGGAGGCCAAAGGACCCCGAGAGGUUUGCAGCCAAUUCUACCACCUUUGCCGUCUAUGGCUGAAGCCAGAAAGGCACACGAAAUCUCAGAUGUUGGACCUGGUGAUCUUGGAGCAGUUCCUGGCUGUCCUUCCUCUGGAGAUGGAGAACUGGGUGAGGGAAUGCGGAGCGGAGACCUGUUCCCAGGCGGUGGCCCUGGCCGAAGGUUUCCUCCUGAGUCAGGCAGAGGAGAGGAAGCAGGCAGAGCAGCAGAGGAAGGAUCUUUUGGCAGAAAUGGGUCUUGAUUCUUCUGAGGCAGAGAAGACUCCGCUCGACGCCAGAGUGAGGCCUCUGGGAGACGGAAUGAUGCCACCAAGACCUGCUCCUUCAUCUUUUCAUGGUGGUGGAGGGGAGGCAGCAGCUGUGGACCCAGAUCAGGGUCCAGUGUGCUUUGAAGAUGUGGCUGUCCAUUUCACAGACGAGGAGUGGGCGUUGCUGGAUCCUGACCAGAGAGCUCUCCAUAAGGAAGUCAUGGAGGAGAAUCGUGGGAUCUUGGACUCUCUCGUUUCAGGUGGUGAUGAAUUGGAAAUGAAGAACAAGGGAGACUGCAACGAAAUCCACACAGUGGAGGAGCUAUAUCAGGAUUCAGACUGUGGAGAGAGCUUCAGUCAGAGCUCCCAUUCCACUUCCCAUCAAAUAAAUCCCCUUGAGAAGAAACACUAUCACUGCUUGGAGUGUGGAAAGAGCUUCAGUAACAGCAACUAUCUCACUUUGCAUCGUAGAAUUCAUACAGGGGAGAAACCCUAUCAGUGUGUGGAAUGUGGAAAGAGCUUCAGUCAGAGCUCCCAACUCACUUCCCAUCAAAGGAUUCAUACAGGGGAGAAACCAUAUCACUGCUUGGAGUGUGGAAAGAGCUUCCGUCAAAGCUUCGAUCUCACUUCCCAUCGUAGAAUUCAUACACGGGAGAAACCCUAUCAGUGCUUGGAAUGUGGAAAAAGUUUCAGGAAGAGCUCCGAUCUCACUUCCCAUCAAAGGAUUCAUACUGGGGAGAAACCCUAUCAGUGCGAGGAAUGUGGAAAGAGCUUCAAUCAAAGGGCCAUGCUCACCUCCCAUCAAAGGAUUCAUACUGGGGAGAAACCCUAUCAGUGCUUGGAAUGUGGAAAGAGCUUCAUUGACAGACGCUAUCUCAUUGCCCACCAGAGAAUUCAUACAGGGGAGAAACCCUAUCAGUGUGUGGAAUGUGGAAAGAGCUUCACUCGGAGUGCCAAUCUCACUUCCCAUCAAAGAAUUCAUACAGGGGAGAAACCCUAUCAGUGCGUGGAAUGUGGAAAGAGAUUCAGAAAUUGCUCAGAUCUCACUUCCCAUCAAAGGAUUCAUACAGGGGAGAAACCCUAUCAGUGCGUGGAAUGCGGAAAGAGCUUCAGUCAGCGGGCCAAGCUCACUUCCCAUCAAAGGAUUCAUACAGGGGAGAAACCCUUUCAGUGCAUGGAAUGUGGAAAGAGUUUCAAUCAGAGGGACAAGCUCACUUCCCAUCAAAGGAUUCAUACAGGGGAGAAACCCUAUCAGUGCGUGGAAUGUGGAAAGAGCUUCACUGAAAGCUCCUCUCUCACCUCCCAUCAAAGAAUUCAUACAGGGGAGAAACCCUUUCAGUGCAUGGAAUGUGGAAAGAGCUUCACCUGGAAAGAAAGUCUCACUUCCCAUCGUAGAAUUCAUACAGGGGAGAAACCAUAUCACUGCUUGGAGUGUGGAAAGAGCUUCAGUCAAAACCGGGGUUUCAUUUCCCAUCGUAGAAUUCAUACAGGGGAGAAACCUUAUCACUGCUUGGAUUGUGGAAAGAGCUUUAGUCACAGCCACGAUCUCACUUCCCAUCGUAGAAUUCAUACAGGGGAAAAACCCUAUCAGUGCGUGGAAUGUGGAAAGAGCUUCAAUCGGAGUUCCCAUCUCACUUCCCAUCAAAGGAUUCAUACAGGGGAGAAACCCUAUCAGUGCGUGGAAUGUGGAAAGAGCUUCAGUCAGAGCUCCCAACUCACUUCUCAUCAAAGGAUUCAUACAGGGGAGAAACCAUAUCAGUGCCUGGAAUGUGGAAAGAGCUUCAGUCAAAGCAACAAUCUCAUUUCCCAUCAGAGAAUUCACACAGGGUAGAAACUAUUUCAGUGCCAAGAGUGUGAUCGGAGGGAUUUAUGAAAGUCUGGUCUCAUUUUUAAAGUUCUUUUAUAAAAUAGAAUUGGAGCUCUUAAAAGGACUGGCUGAAAAAGCUAAAAUCAAGACAGGUUUGGACAAGUUUGUUUCUCUUUGAAGGAUAAUAUUUCUUCUACUCUGAGCCACUUAAAGAGAAUUGGAUUCCUGCAAGACAACCACUCUUAUCUGGACACCUAAACUGCUAUGUCCUCUUGGACACAUUAUUUCUAUUUUCUGUUUUAUGGUUCCUCUCCUAAAGUAAUUAUUUGGUUUGUUUGUUUAAUUUGAAUCUUAAUUUAAGAAAUUGGAUUUUAUGUUAAACAUAUUAUGUGUGUUGGGUAUCAGGCUGGAAGGAAGAGGGAAGGCUGGAAAAAUGCAGGAAACAGGAUCUCUUGGGAAAGAGUUAUUCUGUGACCUUGACAAACUGAUAAGGUGCUGCUUUGAGAACAAGGGAGAGGGAGAUUUUGAAGAUCGCAGUUCAAAAACAGUUUACACCAGGCCUGUGUUAGAUUUGGAGAAGCUAUUAGCCCGAAUUGAUAAAAAUAAUGAAAUGGAGACAAAUUUGACCACUAAAGUAGAGACACUGACAGAGAAAACAGAAGCACUAGAUAUCUCUAUGAAAGGAAGGAAGGGAGAAGUCUGAAAAGCUGGAAGACAAAAAGUGGAAAUCAGAACAGGAGAUGCUUAGGAUUGAUGUGGACGGUUUGGGUGGAAGGUAAGAGGCAACUGCGGGCGUUUAGGCGGUCCUAGAGAUGAGACAGAAAGCCCAGCCUCUGAGACGGAGAGGAGGGAGGAGAGCAGGAUUUUAGCAAAGGUUUGAGCGGAGUGGCUGGGAGUGGAAGAGGAAUUCAUGGAGGAGGCGCCACCCUCCUCACAGCUGGGGGUGGUGGCUUUUGGGUAGAAAACCAAUGUGAAUAAAUCCCCCCAGUGCCACCCCCUGGCCGGUCUUCCUGUCUCCCUCUCCUUGUGCCCCCACCCUGCCCCAAUCAAAGUCCCAGCCAGCAGCUGCCCCCCCCCAGGCCUUCCUCCGCCCACCUUGGGGCCUCAAGGCAUGCGGGCAAGUAGGAUCUUAGAAUGCAACAACUGAUUGGCUUGCAGGAAAAGACUAAUCAGGCUCCAGGAGGGAAGCAGAAUCUGUUAGGAUAUUUCUGUUCCUCCUUUAAAAAGGGAACAGGCUGUUGUGUGUCACAUGGCUGUUUACUUCCUGCUCACUGGGAGUUUCCGUUUUGUAUAUAGCUUUUGUUCUGGCUGUUUUCCUUGACAUGGAUGCAAGCAGACAUGUUUUUCCUUUGUUCCGACCAACGUUGAAUAAAGCUGUAAAUAUGCUCUCCUGGGUGAAUCUUCCGUUGUGGAAACUCUGCGAGAAGGGCGUGCAUGAGUCUUGGAAUGCGUCUGAGGCUCGUGUCGCUAUUUGACUGAUGCUGUUCCAAUGGGAGACCGGAGAUCGUCUGGAGACGACAUGGAGGCCUGAUGCCUCUGUCUCCCUGGCAGGAUCCCAACAGAAACAGCCAAUCAGACGAGACUCGUUGUGUAAAUAAUGUAUAUAAAAGCCUGAGGUUUGGGGGGCAAUUAAAUCACUGUUUUACAAACUGCAAUAAAGAG